AUUAAUUAUUUAUACCUUGCAUUUUACCACUAUUCAAAAUGCGGUUAAUGAUACAUGUCACUAAUGACACAUAUGACACAUGUCAUUAAUACUGAUCGAAAAGCGUCGCUAGCGCAAUCGCUCUAUCGAUUAAGGCUAGUAAGAAUUCGAUCCGUUCAGCCGUUAUUGAAAUCCGAUAAUCUGAGUUACUCUCAACUGUUUGACUCGCGUAUAGAUACACGGAGUGCCGCGCAAUGCUUCGCAUGAACUUGGCGCGAGACACUACCGUGUCUCUUGAUUUAUUAGUUAGUUACUUGCAGUGAAUAUAGUAAGGUGAUUGUAGUGAAAAUGAUGAGAAAAAGAGAUAUUGGAAGAAAAUACGUAAGUGGCGCAGAGAAGGAGAGAAAGCGCAAAGCUCAAGAGGAAUUUAUUAAUAGCCAAAAAGGCUCCAUGAAUAAAUUUUUAAAAAGCACUAUCAAUACAGAAAAAAACAGGCCUACUCAAGAAAUACCUGGUACAAAUUCGCAAGAUGAUGAACUUGUGGAAUAUACAGAUAACAAUAAUGAUAAUGGAAAAGAAACAAAAAAAUCAACUGAGAACAUAGAUGAAUAUAAAAAACUUGAGGACAUAGGCACAUGGCCAGUAAAUCUCGAGGUAACUGAAAAAAAUAUUUUAAUUGAAAAAGGACCCCGUAAAAUUUGUUCAAAUAACUAUCCGAAAGAUGAAAAGGAUAGAUGCUUUUCGGAAGUAUAUUACACAAGGAAAAUGAGCAAUGGCGAACAAAUUGAUAGACAUUGGCUAGUAUAUUCAAAAGAAAAAAAUGCUAUCUUUUGUUUUCCUUGCAAAUUGUUUCGGAGUGGGUCAGGCCAGUUGGAGACACAUGGAUUUAAUGAUUGGCAGCAUGCAUCAGAGAGAAUUAAACAACACGAAGUAUCUAAAGUACACUUCAAAGCUAUGGACACAUGGAAUGAAGCUCGUUUAGCUCGUAUUAGUGCUGCAAACUGUUCUAAUAUUUCUCAUAUGUCUGAAAAACUUUAUAUUGAAGAAAAACAGAAAUGGAGAAAUAUUUUGGAAAGAGUAAUAGCCAUUAUUCAAUAUCUAGCCGAACAUAAUAUGGCAUUGAGAGAUUCAUCCGAUUUACUGAAUACUCCAAAUAAUGGAAAUUUUUUAGGCCUCGUAAAACUUAUGGCUCGGUAUGAUUCUGUUCUAAUGGAACAUGUAAAUCAUGCUAAAGAAUCAAGAAAUGUUGUUACCUAUUUAAGCAAAAAUAUACAAAACGAACUUAUAUCUCUGAUGGUUUUACCGGGUUUUUGGUGGUCAGACACUAGCGGAUUAGGAUUGGCAACAACUCUAAAACAACAUCUGAAUGAUUGUGGACUUGAUUUUACAAACUGCAGAGGACAAGGAUAUGAUAAUGGAGCAAACAUGAAGGGAUACAAAGCUGGUGUCCAAGCCCAACUUUUACGAGAAAACCCAAAAGCUUUUUUUACACCGUGUGGCUGUCAUAAUUUAAAUCUCGUAUUGGCAGAUAUUGCUAGCGUUUCUCCCAAGGCUGUUACAUUUUUUGGUGUUAUUCAACGAUUUUACACAUUCUUAUCAGCUUCUAACUAUAGAUAUGAUAUAACUAAGAAAUAUUUAAAGCUUACACCAAAAACGCUAUCUGAUACUCGAUGGGAAUGCCGCGUAGAAAGUGUAAAAGCUUAUGAAUUACUCGUAAAAGUCAAUAGAGUAAGUAAAAUGCUUCAGCAAAGGGACGUGCAAAUGGAUGUGGCCAUAUCACUCCUUGAUAAUCUGCUAAAAGAGUUAUUAACUUUUAGAGAAGAUGGCUAUCAAGAGUGUGUGAAAACCACAAAAAUUAUUGCAAAGCAAAAUAACGUUAUUCCUCAUUUCCCUCAAAAACGGGUUGCUAGAUCAAAACGACCGUUUGAUUAUGAAAGCAUCGAUGAUCCAAUAAGAAAUGAAGAAGAACAAUUCCGCAUAGAAUAUUUUCUCCUCGUUACCGACCAAGCCAUUGCAUCAUUUAAGGAACGUUUUAAGCUGUACGAAGAUCUCAGGAAUAACUUUGGAUUUCUCUACGAUUUCAGAAAAAUAAAAACAACAUCUAAAGAAGACUUGAUGAAAAACUGCAUGGACUUCCAUAAUAUUUUACAGGAUGGACAGAAUUCUGAUGUAGAUGGAGCAGAUCUUCUUGAAGAAUUGUUAUCUUUCAUUCAGAUAGUUCCAGAAAACAGUCAAAGUUGCCUUUUAGAUUGUCUGUUCAUGCAUUGCGUUAUUUGCUGCGACGUGUUUAGUAUAGAUAAGAAGGAUUGUAGAAUUAUGGAGGCCUACCGACAACGUUGGCGAAAAAAAAUUAUUGGCAUGAUGCUACUCCAUAGCCGAAUCAAACUUGUCGAUAAGGAACACCAAAGGUUUCAUAGAUUCUGGGUGCGUCCUAUACUUGAAACUAGACGAACUCACGGGAACUGGGAACAUUUGAUACAGGAGCUUCGCUUAUAUGAUCAUGAAACUUACUUCAAUUUUAUGAGAAUGACACCACACACUUUUGAAGAGAUUCUUUCUUUGGUUGGAUCACAGCUCGUACGACAAACUACAAAUUUUCGAGAACCAAUACGUGCAGAAGCUCGAUUAUCGUUAACAAUUCGAUACUUGGCUACUGGAGAUUCUCUGAAAUCACUUUGGCCUUCAGAAUUGGGACAGCUACUGCAUCUAAAAUAA
Messenger RNA from Camponotus floridanus (Florida carpenter ant), 2694 nucleotides. RefSeq lists its product as uncharacterized. The transcript is spliced from 6 exons. The record is from RefSeq and is a predicted model, not a curated record. Lineage: Eukaryota; Metazoa; Arthropoda; Insecta; Hymenoptera; Formicidae. Bases 328 to 2694 code for a protein of 788 amino acids.